This is a messenger RNA of Cinara cedri, 2593 nucleotides long. The record is from the annotation of a GenBank genome assembly. NCBI's taxonomy places the organism in Eukaryota, Metazoa, Arthropoda, Insecta, Hemiptera, Aphididae.
ACCAUCGCAAUAUAUUUGUAUUAUUGCAAUUUUUCAUAAAGUUACAAAAUUGAAUUAUUUACUAUACUGUAUUUUUUGUUUUAUCUAACCAAACCCAACAUGAUGAUCAAAAAGACAGUUUUAUUAUCAGUUUUUGUUAUUUUCAGUUAUUCCAUGUUUUCAAUCAAAGUAAGUAUAAUAUAUUUACUUGUUAAAAAUAUAUAUAACUUUAUACUUAUCUAUCUACUUAAUAUUUAUUUUGAUUAUUUAAGUUUAAUGAGUGUUUUGUUCAAUUCAGAUUUGAGUUUUAUAGUCCUACCUAGGUACCUUACAAGUUUUACCAAUAGUAUUGUUUCUAAUUAUUUUAGGCUGCCGAAAACGUUGAUACUGAAGCUGAAGCGUCGGACAAGACAUUGUUAACAAGCUUGUUUACUGUAGUUUUGAAAUGCUUUAAGGAUGCCGAUUGGGGUAAAUUUCUAUAAACAAAAACGUCUUAUUAUACAUGUACAGGAAUUAGUGUUGCUUAAGUUAAUUUAUUUGUCUUAAACUGACAAAACACAAAUUGCAUGUAUAAUUUUAAAUACAUAAUAAACAACCAGUUGUCGAUUUGACAAAAAUCAGAUUUUGCUUUUGUAUUAUAGGAUUAUUAUAGCAGGUACCUACAUUUUUGGGUUAUACGAUAUUAUUCAUGUGACACCUACCUACCUACCUACCUACCUACCUAUAUAAUUGGUAAUUCACACAGUAGGUACCUCAAAAGAUGCAGAUUUUUUGACCGGUAUAGAUACUUCAUUGGAAAAAAUAUCUAGAUUCCCAGUAGUUUUUAUAUACAAUUUUAAAAACUAACAAAUGUCAACACAUACGUUUUAUUUUUGUUGAUUUCUGGGUUACGGGAUUAAAAAAAAAGACAUACCAUUAAUUAUAUAUAUUAUUAUAAUCAAUGUCAAUACUACUCGGCUCAAAAUCGUUUUUUUACCUGCAAUGAUUUAUCAUAGUCCAUGAGCAAUAUUAACUUUUUUUUUGAUAUUAUAAUGUGUGUUAUACUACAUAGUACUACCUACUAAGCUACUACUCAUACUACCUAAUCAGUAAUUAUUGAGUAAAUGAGAUAAAGGUAAUUAUUAACACAGGUAUUUACAUAUUAAAUAGAUAAUAAUAAAAAUAAUAAUAAUUAUAUUACAGGUACAUGUGGUGAAAUGUUAACAGUUAAAUAUGAUAUAAGCCAACCCAAAUACAAAGCGUGCACGGUAAGUAAUAUAAUCUCAAUUAUUUGUUUACGAAAUUCGUGAACAACUUCUUUAGUAUGUGUUUAAAGAAAGGAGUUAGUAUUAUGCUAUUCCCGGGGAAAAUCUAUAUUCGGCUGAACGGGAUUACGAGUACCUGCUGACAAAAUCAAAUAAUAGUGUGGUGUUUUAUUCACAAGUUUAUGAAGAAUAUAGGUGCCUAAAUACUAAAUGGGUAUAUUCUAUAAAUAUACAUGUGUAUAUACUUUUAAAAAUAAAAUACAAUCAUAACACCAGAUUUCAAAUAAUUGUGCAAUAAGUUUAGUACCUAAAGGCACAAUUAAUAAUGGAUUUAUUAAAUGAAUUUUAACUUGAAUGGCCCACUGACAUAGAGUUUAUUUACAAAAGCUCAUACAAUAGAGGAAACAGAGAGCCGUUAACGAAGUAGGACUAUGAACAAGGUACUCAAUAGAGCUCAUAAUGCAAAGGAAAGGAGCAUUUUUGAGUUUUGCAAAUUAACUUUAUAGUUGUCUAUUUCAAAAUACGUUCACACUGAAAUGCACACAUUUUUAUUUUUAGUGUCACAUGGCGUGUGCUGGAGACGAGCUUGGAUUGGUAAGUCGAUUAAAUGUCAUAUUUAGAUAUUUAUAGAUUAAUAGCCCUAAACGAUUUGUCGAAUAUUUUUUUUCUAACAUGUUUUUUUGUACUUAAAAAUUAUAAUAAUUGAGGACAUAUUUCUCGAAUAGAUUAAUAAAAAUGGAGAAGGUGUACCUGCGAAAUUUUUGGAAUACUUGAACCGUACUAAAAACCCAUCCAUUAAAAAUGAAUUACAAGUUGUUUAUGAUAAAUGCCAAAAUGGUGAGUUAAAAAAAUAUGCAUUGUAUACAUUUAUACUACUUUUCGGUGCUAUAGGCACAAAUAUGAGGAAAGGGAUUUUAACCCUAAAAUCAUUAAUCAAGUAAAUACUAAGCAUACAUGAUUUACAUUAUGAGGUGCUAAGCCACUUCAAAAUACUUGAGCUAUUUGCGCCUAUACCAAUUCCAUAUAAUAAUUUCAAUAUUCUAAAUAAAUCGGAUAAUUUGUUACAGUAAAAGGUUCAGAUAAAUGUGAUCUUUCGGAGAAAUUUGCUAUAUGUGCUUUCACAGAAUCACCAGCAGUAUGUACCGAUCAAUUGUCAUUUCUAAACGAUUUAAUGAAAACUAACAAGUGGUUUUUUUUUUUUCUGUAGCUUAAGGACCGCGUAACUACACUAGUGCAAACCGUAAUGAAGAUGAAACAAAAAUAAACUUCUGUCCUUCACCACCUUUAAUUAUAUGUUUUAAUACAAGAUAAAAAUUAUUGCCUUUACGUUUAUUUCGAAUAAAAUAAAAAUAUGCAUGCCUAAAUUAUUU